Megalops cyprinoides (Indo-Pacific tarpon) is the source of this 4828-nucleotide messenger RNA. RefSeq names its product zinc finger, CCHC domain containing 2 (gene zcchc2). Lineage: Eukaryota; Metazoa; Chordata; Actinopteri; Elopiformes; Megalopidae. The record is from RefSeq and is a predicted model, not a curated record. The coding region runs from base 175 to 3444 and encodes 1089 amino acids. The transcript is spliced from 14 exons. Gene Ontology annotation, molecular function: nucleic acid binding; zinc ion binding.
CUAGUGAUCGAGUAAACUAGCUACAGCCAUAACGCCGAGUGUCACUGUGAUUAUUACAAAAUAUCGUAUAAAACUUUACAGUCAGUUCCGCGUCACCAAACAGUGGGUUAAAAGAAAAAAACGAUGUAUUUUUAUCCGUGAUUUUCGCUUUAUUGCCAUUCCUGCGGAGCUGAAAUGCUUGAAAUGAAGCUGCCCAUGAGAACGGCGGAGGAAGGAGGGGACGACACGGCCGAGGACGAGCAGGAACAUACCGAUUGCAAUCUCCAUAUUCCCGGCCCAGUUUCCCAAGCGGCUUCCAACAGAACCGAGGAUUCCGAAAGAGGACUAGGAUAUCCCCUUCAGUUGGAUAAGGAAACGGUGUUCGAGUGGUUUGGCUUGCACCUAAAUCCGGCCAAGCGAAUCGAGUUUAUGUGCGGACUGCUUCAUAUGUGCCAGCCGCUAGAGCUCCGCUUUUUGGGCUCCUGUCUAGAGGACUUAGCGCGGAAAGAUUUCCACGUCCUGCGGGACUUUGAAAUAAGGGCGAACAGUCCAAACGAUCUGGGCCUUUUGACGGACGUUGCCGACCCUGUCGUGAGGUCCAAAUUGCUCGUCUGCUUGUCUCUCCUGGGAUCUGACAACAGAGAAUGUGCGGGGAUACUGUUUCGUAUAUUGAGCCAUGUGGAUCCCGCCUUGUACUUCAAAAACUAUGGCUUCCCAGUGUCUUCCUACAGGGACCCUCAGCAUCUCCCGUUCCAUCCACCGUGUGAGGAUGGUGAUGAAUUCGGAAGACCAGUGCAGGGCUGUGGGCCUCCAGCGGAGGCAGAGGUCGGACCCCUGGAACAGUUGGCCUUGCUUUUUACUAUGGCCUCCUUGCACCCGGCUUUCCCUUUCCAUCAAAGAGAGACUGUCAGGGUUCAACUGGAUAAAGUGGAGGUAGCAAUCGAAGAAGAGAGGCGAAACCACCAACACAGCAGCAACGCUCUGCUGCAGCAGAACAAGGUCCCGAAAACGGACUACCUCUCCCCCGGCGCCGAGACCAGCCUGUGCGACAGAGCCCAGCUGCACCGCGGCAGCCAGUCCCCCGCCAGGAAGCCCCAGAGGGAAGCGGUGCACAUAGAAAAGAUUGUGUUGAAGGGGAUUUCAAGAAGCAGGACGGACAAGGAGUACAGUUUUGAGGUGAAGUGGUCCGACUCCUCAUCAAGCCACGUGACGAAGACUCACCACGAACUGGAGAACUUUUUGCUGAAGCUUCCAAAGGAGUUGUCUACGGAGUCCUUUGAGAAGGGCAUUCUAAGGUUACUCAGCCAGGGAGACAAGUACGAGAACAGGGAACUGGAGCGGACGUUAAAGGAGAGGUUCCUGUCUGCGCCGCAGUCUUUCCGACAGACAGGGAAGGUCUGUGGAUUCUUCCUCUCUGACUCUUCCGGCCCCGGCUACAGUCGCUGUAACCCUGUGCCCAUGGGCAAGCCAUUUAAAGAGGACUGUUCAGAGGCAUCCAGCCAAGAGGAAGGUGUGUAUCUGGAACCAUAUCCUCAGGGGCAUAGGAAGAAACCCUGCAGCAAGAGCCCCAGCCUUAGCAUUCAGAGUGCCAAGAGCUCUCAGGCAGAAAGCAGGAGGACCCCUCACUCUGAGCACAACGGCGUGCCCGACUGGAGGAGGAAGAGCUGCUCUCUAAAGCCCGCCCACGAGCCCUGCGGCCCAGGCCCAGAGCAGCACCGAGGGGAGGAGAAGUGGAGCUCCCUUCCCGGAAACAAGAGCAAAGCGAGAGCACCAGCACCUGACAGGGAGAAAGGGAAGAAGGUUGAGGGCAGGGUGGCCUACAUCUCCAACGGGAUCGUGAGACCCGCUCCGGCUCAGCCGCUGCAACAGCCCGGCAGGAAAGACUCCCGUCUGGACAUGGGCUCCGGCCAGGACACGUACGGCGAGACGUCCUCGGAGAGCUACAGCUCGCCCUCCAGCCCUCAGCACGACGGGAGGGAGAGCCUGGAGAGCGAGGACGAGAAAGACAAGGACACGGACAGUCAUUCCGACGACUCCAGCAAAGGGAAGGCGGAGAGCUUCCUCCCCUGCAAAGACGUGGGCGGGGCCGCCGUCGCCACGGUGCACCCGCUGGUCCCCGUGCAGCUGAAGGAGGAGCCGCCCAGGCUGGAGAGCCCCCUGAGUGCCUCUAAGUUCCCCCAGCUGCCCUACAUGCACUCCAUGCCGUACCUGGUCCAGAACGGCGUGCCCGUGGCAGAGGGGGGCGUCCCCCCGCAGGCGGCGGACAGCAAGGCAGGCGGCGGGCUGAUGGUGACGCUCCCCGUGGUCCUCCACGAGCCGGCCUCCGGACCGGCGGCGGGAGGGGAGGCCGAGAAGCCCCUCUCGGAGCCCGCGCCUCUGCUCCCGGCCUUCAGCGCCUCCCCGCUGGGCCUGCAGCAGCCCCUCAUCCAGCGCUUCAAGACAGCGGCCGCGCCGGCCAGCUCGGAGAGCUGCGGCGCCCCCGUGCACCAGGCCCCCGUGGGCGCCAUCAGCGUCAUCCCCCCGGGCCCCGCUUACGUCUCCCCGCUGCAGCCCGCCUACCCCGGCGCCGAGCCCGUCCUGAGCUCGGGGCUGCCCCCGUCUGUGCCCCUCGCCGAGCCUCACGCCAAGCCCCCGGGCCUGGCCCUGCCCUCGGGCCUGCCCGCCUCCUACCCUGCCCUGCCCGUCCCCACCUCCGUCAUGCCCUCCGCCGCGGCCCUGGGCGCCCCCGCCGCCAGCCAGGUGCAGGCCAUGGUGCCGCCGGUGGUGCCCACCCACACGCCCGGCCCCGCCCCCAGCCCCAGCCCCGCCCUCACCCACAGCACUGCGCAGAGCGACAGCACGUCUUACAUCAACAGCACGAGCUGCGGCAGCUCCAGCGGGGUGCCCCAACAGCAGCAGCAGCAGCAGCAGCCCCAGCAGCAGCAGCAGCAGCCCGCCCCGGCGCAGCAGAUGGGGUGCGGCACCUGCGGUUGCCGCGGCAGCUGCGGGAGCAGCCACGCCCCCAACUUCUUCUUCCCCCCGCAGCUGCCCCGGCAGGUGUUCAGCGUCCCGCCCAUCUUCCACCUGACGUCGCUGUGCAGCAGCAGCUACCUCAACCAGGCGCACCAGAGCAACGGCGCCACACAGAUGCCCUUCUUCCCGCACGGGCCCUCGCCCUACGCCGGCGCGCCCCUGCUGCACACGCACUCGGACCACGUGCUGGGCACCCAGGCGGGCUACGGCCUGCAGCAGAUGGCCUUCAACCGCUUCUACCAGCCCGUCUACCCGUCGGUGGGCAUGAUGCCCGGCGGGGGCAUCGGCGCCGGCAUGAAGAAGAACGGCAACAUAUCCUGCUACAACUGUGGGGUCAGUGGGCACUUCGCCCAGGACUGCAAACAGCCCUCCAUUGACGCAGCACAGCAAGGUGGCUUUCGGCUGAAGUACGUUGCCCCUCACUCUUCUGAAGCGCUUGACAAUGCUGACUGAGGGGGACUGAAGACCACUACGGCGCUCUCGUGUUCCGCGACAAUAGCGUUUUCCGGAGACCUAAACCUAGCGUUUUAAGAGGGCUUUUUUUUCCUUUCCUUGUUUUCGUUAACUCUCUUUGUUUGUUUUACCUUUUAAAAUGUGCUUUUGAGGGCCUGGCAAACCUGAAUAAUUGUGCCUGAUAAUUCCUUGUCGUAGGUGAGGGAGAAUCUGUCUUGUCUCCACUGAGAUGUUUUUGCAGUGGCCUCUGGUAUUUUGCACUGAACACUGGCGAGAGACACCGCCUCCUGUUUACUAACUUAUUUCUUAAAUUGUAAGAACACCACGUCUCUUAAGAAUAUGGAAGCUAGUUAAUUAUUUUAUCUUCAAUGAAAGGGGCUUCCAGAGGGAUUUAUUGUAGACUCUCCUACACCUUUUUUUACACUAUGUUAUAUUUAUGCUUCCUCUUUAUAAUUUUUGGUUUAAUCUUUUAGUGCCGUACAGCAAAGAAAAUACCUGCAAACAAAAAAAGAAAAACUUUAAAAAAUGUAUAAAGAUGGGAUGUUUUUUUUCUGCCGCAGUGUUUUGAAUGUACAACGUAUUGUUGUUUUAAUUUCAUAACUUUAUGGAAUUUGGCAGUAUCUUGCUAUUAAAAAGUUAUUUCAAAAAAGCAUUUGCCACUUGAUAUAAUGUGAAAACGCGUUAUAAGACGUUAUUAAUCAUCAUGUCUGUCAUGUCAUUAAGUUGAAUGCUGCUGUGUUUUUAUUUGGUAAUAUGCACUAUAGCUACCAGGAGUUCUGAAGUCCCCAAGUGCACUGAGGCAGUUGUACGAUGAACAGAUCUGGAGAUUAUUACCGCGUUAACUUCUGUUCUACUGCUGUCUGAUCAGUAUUCUUUUCGCAAAUGAUGCACUGCAGGUUUUGACCACCAGGUGGUGCCAUUGGGAGCCACUGUUCGCCCUGCUUCCAGUGGACAACACAUGUGCAGGGGUCAGCAGAGGAAUUAUAGUUCCCGGGGGGGUCUUUGUCUACAAGCUUUUUUGACCUGCCUGUACUAGCCAUGAUGGAGGAAACCUUCCUGGAGACGGAAAAUGUUUUCUUAUUUUAUUUUUUUCGUUUUGUUUUUCUUUUGUCUCACGCAGCGAUGAUAUAUGACUGUAUUGUGUAUGUUUGUGUAUAUAUGUACAUGCACAGACAUAUGGAUACACACAGACUACGCAUGAUACACAUCCGAAAUUGGAGAGGAAAUUCAAGUAUGAAUGGGAUGAGCGCACAUUUGGGCUUUGAGUUGUGUUUCAGACAGAAGGGUUGGUGGCCGUUCCAAGGACCCACUUCGUCAAGAGUCCUUGCUUCGAGCCAACGCGUCUGUCGCGUGGGUGUGUGCAUGUAUAUGCAUACAUGCAAAA